Molecule: messenger RNA, 2786 nt
Organism: Athene cunicularia (burrowing owl)
Lineage: Eukaryota; Metazoa; Chordata; Aves; Strigiformes; Strigidae
Gene: EFCAB2
Product: EF-hand calcium binding domain 2
Molecular function (GO): calcium ion binding
Source: RefSeq, a predicted model, not a curated record
AUGGCGCUAAACUUGCAGUCUUCCAUAUGCCUUCCUCAUGAGAAGAUCUGCCACAUUUCCAGCCCUGAAGAGCAUUUAGUGGAGCUUUACGGACUGUACUGUGUCAGUGAAGAUCUUAGCCUGGUCAUUUGUUGGGAACUGACGUAUACCAAAUUUCAUGAAGCUGCAUCUUUUAUCUCCUUCAUUCAAUCUGAAUGGCUAAACUCAGAUGGUGCAGUAGCUGAAACUGAGAAAAAGAUUAUAGAGGCUUUUGAGGUGUUUGACCACGAAUGCAAUAAAACUGUGGAUGUCAGAGAGAUUGGUUCAAUUGUCAGAUCACUGGGUUGCUUUCCAACUGAGGCAGAACUACAUGAACUGCUUGCAAAGGUAGAAGAAGAAGAACCAACUGGAUACAUUAAUCUGGAAAAAUUUCUUCCAGUGAUGACAAAAGUACUACUUGACAGAAGCUACCAGCCUAUUCCAGAAGAUGUUCUUCUACAUGCAUUUGAGGCGUUGGAUGAGAAUAAAUGUGGAUAUAUUACUAAAGAGGAGCUGGUCAAAUAUUUGACUGAAGAAGGUGAGCCCUUUACUCAGGAAGAAAUGGAAGACAUGCUGUCCACUGCUCUAGAUCCAGAAACAAAUACUAUUCACUACAGAGACUACAUUUCAAUGAUGAUAGUAGAUGAAACUAAGAUCUUCCCCUUUAGUGUUUGAGAUCCCUUUUGGUAACAACAGUGUAGCUUGGCAGUUAGUUGAAGUAUGUAUUUUAAAGUAUAACAAAGCUCAGCUUGUGACUUUGUGCUUAUAAUUAAAAUAAAAUCUGUGUAGCUAUAUUUUCUUGGGUUCUGUAUACAUAUUGAAAUGUAUUCACACCUGGAAAAAGAGCUCUUGACAGAAAUACUGUAUAAGGUCUGGAAAAGAAAUCAUGGAAUUUGGUUUGGAAAUAACAGGAAAAAUAAUGUUAAUGGAAUCAAGAAAUGACUUUACAAUUGCUUCUGAAAAACUAAUGGAAAAUGAGACCUGUGAAAGUGGGUAAUAAGUAGGUAAGUGAAUACCUUAAAAGGACUAAAAUUGUGAAGGCAUGCUACUAAGAUAGAGCUUUUAUAUUUAAAUGUGAUCCCUGUUUGUGUUUAAUAAGGCAUCAGGUAGGUUACUCCUUCUGAAAUAAUACAAUAGAUCAAAUAAACUCUCUACAGUUUCUCGGUUUUGUCAAAUAUUUGUGUUUUGUUUACCAUAGGCAAUUAAACUGGACCAGUUAGUUCCAUUUUAUGCUACUGAUCCACUGGCACGUGAUACUUUGUUUCAAUUUUAAACAUGCAGGUAGCAUUCAAACCAUUGCCAUAGUUAAAUUUACAGAGUAAUCCUUGACAACAUUUUUGUUUCUGUAGGCAAUAAACAGUUCCCCUUUCAUAACCAAUUUGAAAGUCAGGAGCUUAAAUUGAAUUGUUCAAAACUUAGGAUCAUAAGACUGGAAUUUGAUUUUCGUAAACUGAUGAAGCACCAUUUUUUGUAAGAUGUUAGUGUAGAAUAUGUGUCUCAACUAUCCUUGCUAGAAGACCACCACAGACCUCAUUGCUCUCCUCACUUCUAGCUUAAUCAUUUUCUUGACUGCUACUGUACUGUUGUCCUUUAACUUGAGUUGAAGUUCUUUUCCCAUGAGUUCUUGCCUUGUACAUCAUCUUCUAAAAAGUGACCAGCAGUUCUCAACUGAUGACAUCUCAGCUUGUAGGAAAAGGUGCUGUGGUCUGGUCCUCAAUGGAACCAUCUUGCACUUUGUGUUCCACACCUUCCACCCCCUUUCUGUUUUUCUACUCCCUAUCAAGUUUGGUUUCCUCCUGUACAGUGCCCUACCACUCCUCUGUCUUAACUGCAUAUCCCAGCUGUGUGUCAUCAGUGGACUUCAUAGGCUGAUGAAAUCUGGGGAAGAGUGACACACCGAGGCAUUGAAUGCCUUACCCCCUGUCAUGCCCUUCUAGUGGCAGAGCUGAGAACAGAGUGCAGGGCUUCUUAUGUCAGGUCUUUUGCUCUACCCAUGUGUUUCACUUGAGCUGGAAGCUCAGAGGGCUGUUUUUAUAUGUAGUUGCAAGGGAGCUGCUGUGCUUCACAGAGAUUAGCACAAUCUAAAUGUGCUGAUAGAAGCAAUCUGAAAGAGACCAUUCUUUAAUUCUCUUUUUACUUUUCUAAUCCCAAGCUGUCUUUCACUGAUACUUUCUUAAACAGUAAGGCAACAAAGAGUUAAUGCAGGUAAACAACAUUGUUCUAAGCUGGGUUUCCAUCUGGGAACCACUGUUGCACUGGUCCUAAGACUCUGCAAUGCACUCUUGUUAUCACAUUUACCAUGUAUUUGAUUUCUUUGUCACUAAGAAUGAAAACCGAAGGUAAUCAUUAGUGUUAUGUGAAAAAGAACCAGUUUCUGAAGAUUAAAACAAGAGCAAUAAAAGCCCAUUAAGAAAAAAUACUUUUAUUAGUUGUCUUCAGUCUCUCUUUGGAAGCUGAACUUAUUUUCCCUAGAUGAAUCCUCCUGUUUGAUAUGCGGUGUGUUGUACUGGAUUUCUAACCCAGCUAGCAUGAAUAUAGGUUUCAUUUAUAUUCUGCAGUCUUGGAGCCACUGUCAGCCUCAUCUUGGAUGUCAGCAGGAAGAUGCUUAUUUCAGAAAAUCAUUUCAUAGCUUGCAGUGCUCCAGAGAGAGCACAAUUUGUUUCUAGUGGUGCUACCCCAGAGACCACCUCAGCUACUGCUGUGUCAAAUCAGGAUGCCCAUAUACAACACUCUUACAAUUCAUAGUGCAGAUAGGUUCUUAACAUAUA